UAUGCGCAUGAAUCCUUGAGGGACAGUGUCAGUAUGUAAAGUGUCAUCUUACGAGGUGCCUGCCCCCUCACUAUCUUAAUUGAUAUAAUAUCGCACGCAAACGACUACACCUAGCAGCGUCCAGCCAUGACAGAAUACUUCCGCCUCACGGCCUCCCAGGCGCAAGCCAAGUUCAAGGAUGAGUCUCUGAGUGUCGAGGAAUACGCAAAAUCGCUUCUAUCACGCAUCGAAGCACGAGACCCAGUUGUGCACGCAUGGGCAUACCUUGACCAGAAGCUCAUCCUGCAACGUGCCCGCGAGCUCGACGGGAUAUCGCCAGAAAAAAGAGGCGUACUGCAUGGCGUGGCGGUUGGAGUGAAGGACGUAAUUCUCACGAAAGACAUGCCAACGCAGCACAAUUCGCCAAUAUAUGAGGAUGACGCGCCGAAGCUUGACGCAGCGAGUGUCAUGUUGUUGAGGGCCAACGGGGCUUUAAUCUUCGGCAAGACGACAACGACUGAAUUCGCAGCAACAACAGUCGGACCCUCGCACAAAGGUCCCAAGACGGCGAAUCCACAUGAUCCCUCGCGUACGCCCGGCGGCUCAUCGUCAGGCUCAGGCGCAGCAGUCGCCGACUUCCAGGUCCCUGUCGGACUUGGGACUCAAACGGGAGGCAGCACGAUACGGCCAGGCUCGUUCAAUGGUAUCUAUGCGAUGAAGCCAACGUGGAACUCAAUAUCGCGCGAGGGCCAGAAGCUUUACUCGCUCAUCUUCGACACUCUUGGCAUAUAUGGGAGGAGCAUAGACGAUAUAAAGUUGCUCCUUGAUGCUUUUCAGCUUGUCGAUGACGAGCCUGUGGAGGACAUCCAGAUUAAAGAUGCCAAGUUUGCUCUGCUUUCAUUUCCUACACCCGAAUGGCCUGAGCUUGGUCCUGGCACUGUGGCUGCCCUCCAGAAAGGCGCGCACCUGCUUCGAGCUCACGGAGCACUUGUCGAAGAGAUCACACUUCCUGAUGAGUUCCGACAUAUGAAUAAGUAUCACCUGCAGGUUCUCUCUGGCGACGGUCGCGUUGCCUUUCUGGCCGAUUACACUACUUCGAAACAUCACCUCGACCCCUCCAUCGUUGCCCACGUUGAAAAUCAUGACAAAUACAGGCGAAAAGAGCAACUUGUCGCCUUCGAUUCCCUUGCUGCAAUGCGGCCCAAGCUAGACAUGUUAGCAAAUAAGUACACGGCCAUCAUUGCGCCCAGUGUUAUCGACGAAGCGACGGAGGGACUUGAAACAACAGGGAACGCUGCGUUUUGUGCGCCCUGGACAGCUAUGCACAUGCCCGUUCUGAACGUGCCAGGGUUCAAGGGAAACCAUGGGUUGCCGGUGGGGUUGAGUCUCGUAGCUGCUAGAUAUCGGGAUCAGCAUCUGCUGGAAGUAUGUAGAGUAGUUGGAAGGUUGUUUGAGGCUGAGGGUGGAUGGAAAACAGGUCCCUGAGGGGCAUUAGCAUAGUUGUCAAGCUUUUGUUGCUUCUCAAUAGAGGGGAUUCGUCUACCAGACUAUGUCUAAAGAUUACAACCAUGUUUUCGGCUGUAGCCUGUGUAUUGGAUAACAAAGCGAGAACGACAUUUUCAAAAAGCU
This is a messenger RNA of Dothidotthia symphoricarpi CBS 119687, 1608 nucleotides long. Its product is annotated as Asp-tRNA Asn/Glu-tRNA Gln amidotransferas-like protein subunit A. The coding region runs from base 127 to 1464 and encodes 445 amino acids. The record is from RefSeq and is a predicted model, not a curated record. NCBI's taxonomy places the organism in Eukaryota, Fungi, Ascomycota, Dothideomycetes, Pleosporales, Dothidotthiaceae. The transcript has 2 exons. Gene Ontology annotation, molecular function: catalytic activity.